GUCGCUGUGCAUUCUGGGACUUACAGUUUGUGCCACAUGACCGAGUAGAACGACAACUUUGUACAGUCAGACCGUCAGACUGAACCGCAAAGCGAGUCAAAAAGCCGCAAGAACUGCACUCUCUUCGCUCUCUUCGCUUUCAGGAUGUUUUCCCGGGUCUCUUGUUCAAUAUCUGGAUAUCGUCCGGUGGACCUUAACCGCAGACUUAGGAAAUAAUUCCUGUUUGGGAAACUUUGGCGGCUCCAUAGCUAAUGAAGAAUAGCUAGUUAAGCGAACCGCGGCGAAGAUUAGCUAGCUAACUAAGCUAACAACCAUAUUCAUUGAGAGGAAGAGAGUGCGCUUUUCUGCACGUUUAGUUGAACUCAGAGACUACUUUAGCUCUUUAACGAUGCUCUAGCUAGGUCUCUCUUUGGGACAUCUGUAUGGCUUUAAAAGGCUACUAUGGAGUACUGCAAUGUGGAUCACAAUAAGCAGCAUUUGUUUCGGGGGUUGAGAUCAGUGCCAUUAUCAGCUGGGGACCACUGCUUUAGCCGGUCCUGACUAAAUCCAGACUAUGAGGUUGCCGGGAUAUUUCUCAGAGGAGGUGUGUUAAGCUGUGAUCAUCGUUUUCAUUUGCAAAGGAUGUCUGACUUUGAGAGUUCCAGUUCAUAUUUUGGUUUGGAGGAUCCGCAGUGGCUAUGCAUGGUCACACUCUUCUUCGCAUCCCUGGUUACUCUACUACUGUAUUUCAUACAGUAUUUCCAGAAGGGCCGUGUAUUAAGUAGGCAGACCGCAGCAGAGGACCACGCGGCGAAGCAGGAAGCCGCGGCUCUGCUGGGAUGGGCGCUGUCACUACGGAGCUGGAAAAGCCAGUGGAGAGGAGCUUGGUGCAGGGCUUUGAAUGACCAGUCAAGGAAGCGUGGGAGUUCUGUUCUGUUCACAUUUGAAGAGGACGAUCUUGAGGCAUCUGAGCUCAUGGUCUGCCAAGUGUCCAGCUUUCAGAAGUCUGCCAGAAACAAGGCCGCUUGCUGCAGUGUCGUUGGGGAAAAGCUUCAGUUCUCUCUCAGGGCAUCAUCGGCAGCCAUGGCUACAGCAGAUCCUUGUAAAUACACAGUCUGUAUAGCUCCACUGGAGCUGCAGCUUGACCUACAGAUGCAGGAAGCUGAGGAUGAGGUCAAGGUGAGCUGGGGAGUGUCUCACCUGGACAGGGGGGAGCUGCAGGUGACGCCCACCUUUACCCAGGACAGUGCCAACACUUCCAGUGUAGCAGCCAUUAAGGAGCAGUUGAGGCGGCUGCUGUGUGCGACGCGUCCCUCUGUGUUGCUGAGCUGCAGGCCUGCUCAGGCCUCAGAGGUCAAGGAUGCACAGAAGAACAUAGCUUCACCCCCGAAACCCCCCCGCGCCCACGACUGGAAGCUGCUGGUGAAGAACAUCCGGGUGACACUGAAUCAAGAGGAGGAUGCUGCAGGCAGCAUGAAUCCUCUGUGUGUAAUGCAGUUGGACGAUCCUCCACAGAAGUUUAACACCUCUGUUUUAAAGAACACAACCAAUCCUGCCUGGGACCAGCCAUUUAUCUUUGAAUUGAAUGGACGAUCAAAAGAGCUCAAUAUUCAGUUAAUGAAUGACGGCCAACCUCAAGAGAGUUCAUUACUUGGUCGGGUAUCAGUGCCUUUUGAUCUUGUAAAGAAGCAGCCAGAAGGACAACAAACCUUUGCACUCAUGACCAAAGACUUAGUGACUGGAUCACUUACUACUGAUUUUACUUACCUGGAGCCCAGUGAGGUGAGGUCCUGGCACCCUCCGACCCCCGCCUCCAGUAAGAGGGUGGAGAUGGACCGUACAGUCAUGCCCUGUGGCACCGUGGUCACCACCAUCACCGCAGUGAAGAGCAAGCCGGGUCGACCACCCUCUCUUGGACUCAACAUAGAUCCUGCCCAGAAACCGGUGUCCAGUAAGCCCAAGCUGUCAGAGCGCCGUGUGUCAGAGCAGGCGUCUAUGCUGGGGGCCACAGUCAGCAAGGCCUUGUCCUCUUCUGAUACUGAGCUGCUGAUGCUCAAUGGCACGGACCCUGUGGCCGAGGCCGCCAUCAGACAACUCCACCAGUCUGCUAAGCAGAAGCUCAAGUCCCCAGUGAAGAAGAGUACCAUCAUCAUCUCCGGCAUUGCCAAAACGCCGUUGUCUCAGGAUGAUGAGCUAGCUCUAAUGGCGGGCUAUGCUGCAGCAAUGGACGCCUCGAUGUCUGAGGGCAGCUCCACUCAGGAUGUGACCGCGGCACUUGCAACAGGGACCAGUAGCCCUCCAGACAUGUCUGAGCCCCAGGAAGGCCCCAGUGGAAUAGGCGGGCCUCCAGAGGACUGGGAGAGCCAAACCGGAGAGGAACUAGACCAUUCCUCGCUAUCCAUGUGUGUGUCUGAGGCAAGCUGCAAGAAGAGAAGAGCUCUCCUUUCUGAGCUAUCAUCACUGCCAUCUUAGAAGAAAGCAGUGCUAAGCUCACAUUAUGUCCAGAUGAGCAGCUUCCUUCAGAAGGGUGCCAAGCUCUUCUUCCGACGGCGGCACCAGCGCAAGGACCCUGGUAUGAGCCAGUCGCACAAUGACCUGGUUUACCUGGAGACUCCGGCCGCAGUGGAGCGGGCCAGUCGAACGGCCACGCUUAGCCGCAUGCUCAACCGCAAGAGUAAGAAUAAGAGCAAAGCUAACGGCUCUACCUGCAUGGGGGAGCUACAUGCGUGAUCCCCCCUCCCCCUUUUCACCUUAGUCCCUCCUACAACAACUACCAUCACCACCUCAAACUUGCACUGGCAAACUGAAUGAAUGCCUGACCUGCAUAUUUAGGGGCUCCUGCAUUGUAGAUAGGGAAGCUGUGCAGAUGGGGGGGGGGGAAUCAUCUUUUACUGCCGUUUCCUGUUUCCUUUAAGAAGCAGAUAUUCCACCAACAGCAAGUUGCACAGUGUGCGCAUGUGUGAAUGAAGGUCUAAUGACCGUUCCAAGAAUAUUAUUUUGCAUGUUCCCUUUUAUCUAAUUUUAUGCAACAUUUUUAAAUAUUUAAGUGCUUUUGUGGCCUUGUUACAGACAAAAGGGACUGGUGUGCCUCACUGACUCUGAUACCUCUUCCACACCAAUGACCGGGGGUGGACCAGGGUUUUCAGACCCGUGUUCAAUUCUUCUUUUGUCAGUUCAAACCAAGCCAGUCAACAGGGGUUGAUCCUUGUUCAUGACAGACAAUGCAUACAAAAAAAGUCCAGGUAAUGGAAAUGGGCCAGGCGGUUUACACUCUAAUAGUGCAUUCCAUUUGUACUCGGAAGACAGAUUUUCCAAGGUCAGAGUCAGAAAUGCGUCCCCUGACCUCAGUUUUCCGAGCUCGGAACUCACACAGAGUAUCCCUAGUUAAAAAUCCAACAUGGCCCUCCAACAGUUGUGAAAGCUUUAGUAACGUUCAGUUUCAAGCACUUCUGUCUUAUUUGUGUUUCACUAAGUCAGUCGUCAGUCAGCGCCCCCCCCCCAUUUCCAACCAUUGAUAUCACUUGUCCCAUCCCAGUUGUUAGCAACCCUGGUUGUGUGCAGUCAGUGGACGCGGGUUAACCCUUCAAACACAAAGUCAACCCGGGGGGAGCCCUCUGUGAAAGGAGUUUGAGGGUGAAGAGUAAACUCUCCCUGCUGCAAUCUGUGAACUUCCUACAGUGGACCAACAGGACCAAAGAUGAAGAGAAGGGUGGUAUUUGUAUGAUUUGCACAAUUUUAGUAUCUACAUUUCAAGUGCAAUGACAGGAGCUACUCUUGUAGAGAUUCGUGGUAAAAAA
Etheostoma spectabile (orangethroat darter) is the source of this 3776-nucleotide messenger RNA. It is a transcript of the gene c2cd2, whose product is annotated as C2 calcium dependent domain containing 2. NCBI's taxonomy places the organism in Eukaryota, Metazoa, Chordata, Actinopteri, Perciformes, Percidae. The transcript is spliced from 14 exons. The record is from RefSeq and is a predicted model, not a curated record. The coding region runs from base 622 to 2451 and encodes 609 amino acids.